Molecule: messenger RNA, 1564 nt
Organism: Hippocampus comes (tiger tail seahorse)
Lineage: Eukaryota; Metazoa; Chordata; Actinopteri; Syngnathiformes; Syngnathidae
Gene: stub1
Product: STIP1 homology and U-Box containing protein 1
Exons: 8
Coding region: 253-1107 (284 amino acids)
Biological process (GO): proteasome-mediated ubiquitin-dependent protein catabolic process; protein polyubiquitination; positive regulation of proteolysis
Cellular component (GO): cytoplasm; Z disc
Molecular function (GO): ubiquitin protein ligase activity; protein-folding chaperone binding
Source: RefSeq, a predicted model, not a curated record
CGCGGCUUCCGUUGACGUCACGCGAUGCGUGACGUCAGCAUAACAACAACCUGCCUUCAUAGCUCACGGGAGAAAUUGAAACGAGCAACAUUAUAAAACCAAUAUUCCUAAAACCACUUUGAAUGUAAGGCGUCUCUCGAAAGUGUUGGAGAUCCAGGCGGGGACCGGGCUUUCUUGAGCCUGUCGGUUGAGCCAGCCGGAGAGACGGGGAACAGGAUUGGGAAGCAGGGCGAGGCGGAGCCGGUGGAGAAGAUGGCCGGCAGCCCGGAGAAGAGUUCCACCGCGCAGGAGCUGAAGGAGCAGGGGAACCGCCUGUUCCUUUGCCGCAAGUAUCAGGAGGCUGCGACCUGCUACAGCAAGGCCAUUAACCGUAACCCCUCCGUGGCAGUGUACUACACCAACCGGGCCCUCUGCCAUGUGAAGCUGCAGCAACAUGACAAGGCUCUGGCUGACUGUAAGCACGCGCUGGAGCUGGACACCCAGUCAGUCAAGGCCCACUUCUUUCUGGGCCAAUGUCACCUCGAGCUGGAGAACUACGACGAAGCCAUCGGGAACCUCCAGAAAGCGUACAACCUGGCAAAAGAACAGCGGUUGAAUUUCGGCGACGACAUCCCCGGCGCCUUGCGCAUCGCCAAGAAGAAGCGUUGGAACAGCAUCGAGGAGAAGCGCAUCAACCAGGAGAACGAACUGCACGCCUACCUGAGCAAACUCAUCCUCGCAGAGAAGGAGCGACAACUUGAAGACUACAAAGAAAAGCAGGAUGACGAUCGCAUUAGCGGUGACGUGGCCAAGAUUGCAUCAAAACACGACAAGUACUUAAUGGACAUGGAUGAACUCUUCUCUCAAGUGGACGAGAAGAGAAAAAAACGGGAGAUUCCAGACUAUCUGUGCGGCAAGAUCAGUUUUGAGCUGAUGAGGGAGCCGUGCAUCACACCAAGCGGGAUCACCUACGACCGCAAAGACAUCGAGGAGCACCUACAGCGGGUGGGACAUUUUGACCCGGUCACUCGAAGCCCCCUGACCCAGGAUCAGCUUAUCCCCAACCUGGCCAUGAAGGAAGUGAUCGAUGCCUUUAUCCAGGAGAACGGCUGGGUGGAGGACUACUAGAUAAGACCCCCACCACCCGCCCCCGGUCUCCCUUUUGGGCAUCGCGAGUCUACAUGAGACUGUCGAGAUGAUGUCGCGCCUCGCCUGGACACGAACUGUCACACUUUGGACAAGCGCAGGGGAGCCGAAUGUGGACCUCAGAGCCCGUCGCCGCCCUCUUUGCAUCUCAAAUUUGCGAGGCUGUGUGUUUGUGGCCUGCUACUCCCUUUAACAUCUUCGACAACUUUGAUCUUUCAUUUUCCUUUUUCUCUCCCUCCCCCCCAACGCGGGGGCAGCUCUCUCGGGUCUCGUCUCAUCUCCUCUCGUCUAUUUCUAUCUCGAGUGCCACAAAUCCCAGGGACGCGUCACUAAAUGCUGCCGUGUACGCGCGCGACUGCCAAGACACAGCAAAUCAGAUUUAUUCGUUCUUAGCACUUCGACUUGAAAUGUUAACUAUGCCCCCCUCAUCCCCCCCAAA